UACCUUUACCAUCUUUUACUUACUCUCUGGUGUAGCCCUUUGUAGUUUCUCUUUUCUCUUCUGCGGGUGUGUUAUCAUGCUUAGUCUAAUUCUCUUGUCCUCCUACAUCUUCCUUUUUAUGUGGUGGAAUUGUUGGUUUUCCCAGUUAAAAGGGUACUUGCAUGUGCUUUUGCUUGUCAAAUCUGGAUCUCCCUUGCUUUCUGCUGCGGGGAUGCUUGCUUUUCUCCAAUUGCUCUUUCUGAGUUCUUUUUUUUUUUUUUUGUCGUAAUUCAAAUAUUUAAGACUUGAGCUGUUAGAUGUUAGUAAAAAACUUGUGGGAACCCGAUAACAAUUGCAGAGAACUUUUGAAGUAGGAUUGUUCAUUCGGAUCUGAACAGAAUGCACAAAGUUCUUCACCUCUUACCAUCACUGAUCAAAGAGAUGAUUUUGAUGAACAACAACGAGGUGCCCCGGGGCGUUUCUGGAAAAUUCACUACUGAGAUGUACUGAUAAACAUAUUCUGACUAAAGUUGUGAUCUUGGAGAAAAUUUUCUUUUUCAGGUAACACCUAGCUAAUCAUCUUACUAUUUUCAGUGGCGCGAUAAUCACCAUAAACACAGACCAAAAUUCAACUGUCUCGUCCAGACAUGCUGCCACAAAACUCUGAUUCAGGAACGGAAAAUGAGUCCUCGGACUUCAGUGCCCAGGUAGCUUCCGAGGCAUGUGUGCAGGAAAUCUCUGUCGAACCCUCCAAAGUUACCUCGACCACUUCCUUGGAUCAGGACAGUGUGUCACUCGACUUGACCCUUUUCUGCCGCAGUAAUGUUCCUGCCGAGGUGAAUGCUGUUGGAGAGAGUAAUGAUACUGAUGCCACUGACCAACCUUCCAUUGUUAAACUCCCACGGGUGUUCUCUUGCAAUUACUGCAAGCGCAAGUUUUACAGCUCGCAGGCGCUCGGCGGCCAUCAGAAUGCUCACAAGAGGGAGAGGACGAUGGCGAAGAGGGCCAUGCGGAUGGGAAUGUUCUCCAACAGAUAUACCAGCUUGGCAUCUCUGCCGCUUCACGGUGCGGCGAUUAGGUCCCUUGGCAUUGAAGCUCACGCAGGGGUGCACCACCAGAAUAUGGUGGCUCCAGAAAGUCGGCCUGCAGUUUUGAGGGGUGGAGCGAAGUUUGAGAAGGGCUAUUUGGGAGCGCCGAUGUUUGUUGAAGAAGAUGAAGUGGCGCCGCUGUUUUGGCCAGGAAGUUUUCGGCAAUUGGACAUGAGGGAUUGCACUAGUGAUCCUAGCCCUCCCACGGAUUACUUAAUCAAAGGUUCGAAUGUGAACUUUGUCCAGGUGUCGAAAUUUCCACGGAUUGAGACUUCGUCACCCGACCUUACGUUGAAACUUUAGGAACAAAUCCGAUCCGACGUUAAUUCUCAGUUCUUGUACACCCGUUGCUAUGCUGUGACAUCUGUUUGUCUUUGUACAGUGAGAUCUGAUGAGAAAUGGCUGCGAGGUAUGAAGUUUUGGUGUCUCGCCUUCUCUCUUGCUGCCUUUUGCUCUGACGUGCUAUGACAAUGCUAUCAGUUGCUAUAAUUGAAUUUGCAGCACUCCUGUUUGCUGUUCUAACUGUAAUGGAAGAGGAGACGAUCAUUUCUUUAGCCUUAUGCGUGUUAAUGCUGCGAGAUUCACCAAGA
This is a messenger RNA of Rhodamnia argentea, 1657 nucleotides long. RefSeq names its product zinc finger protein 4-like. Bases 627 to 1370 code for a protein of 247 amino acids. Gene Ontology annotation, biological process: negative regulation of abscisic acid-activated signaling pathway. The record is from RefSeq and is a predicted model, not a curated record. The transcript has 2 exons. NCBI's taxonomy places the organism in Eukaryota, Viridiplantae, Streptophyta, Magnoliopsida, Myrtales, Myrtaceae.